Messenger RNA from Branchiostoma floridae (Florida lancelet), 4511 nucleotides. Its product is annotated as FERM domain-containing protein 6-like. Gene Ontology annotation, biological process: positive regulation of hippo signaling. Gene Ontology annotation, cellular component: cytoplasmic side of apical plasma membrane; cytoskeleton. The record is from RefSeq and is a predicted model, not a curated record. The transcript has 17 exons. NCBI's taxonomy places the organism in Eukaryota, Metazoa, Chordata, Leptocardii, Amphioxiformes, Branchiostomatidae. Bases 453 to 2564 code for a protein of 703 amino acids.
CGACAAGAUCCCUUCCAUUGCAAGCUACGGUUAGAUUUUGUGCCCUAGCAUUGUCACGGUUGAUGUUUUAGACUGUGAGUAAGGAAAGGAGCGCAGAAAUCAUUUGUGAUUGUAGAAUCAGCUGUUCAAGAAGGCCGCCAUGCUGGAGUAGCGUGAUCGUCAUCGAAUAUAUAAACUGCGGGAAGGCCAAAGCGGUGAGUGUAGCCAGGCGGCCGCCUGUGUUUGUGAAUCAUCGAUCUCGAGCACAUUUCACGAUCAAAAGACAUCCCCAGGAUGUGGAUAAAGCUCCACAGUUGCUGAAAAAUAUCCAGAGAAGGACGGACGACAUUUUUUUCGUGGUCGAUCGGAACCGAGAGACUGAAAAAGGUAACACCACAGGCACAGCUUGUCAGCUAGCUGCAACAUACUCUCUACUGACUAUAGGAAGUGAAGGAAGGGCAGCCUGGUGUACCAUGAUCAAAGACAAGGUGACCAUGGCCCGGAGAAGCCUUCCCCCCUCCCACAAGUACGUGGAUGUGGUGCUGCUGAAUGGAGAACAUGUACAGAUAGCUGCAGAGGGCAAGGCUAGAGGACAGGACCUGUUCAACAAACUGUGUUCCCUUCUGGACUUGAAGGAGCCACACUUUUUCGGUCUUGCCGUGGCAAAAGAUGGGGAGUUCCAGUUUAUCGACCCACAGAAGCGGCUAUCGAAGUACGGUCCACGCGGCUGGCGCACGGACAGCAGUCAUGGCCUGGACAAGAAAGGUGCUCCUCUCCUCACACUGUACUUCCGGGUGCAGUUCUACGUGGAGCACGGAGGGCUCAUCAGGGACAGGGUGAGCCGACAGCACUACUACUGGCAGCUGAGACAGAACGUCACCCAGUCCUUCCUGGGCCCGCUGCAGGAGGAGGCCUUCUUCGUGCUGGCAGCUCUGGCCCUGCAGGCAGACAUGGGCAACUUCAGCACAGAGAAACACAAGGGACAGUACUUCCAACCCUCCAAGUACUUCCCUCAGUGGGUGAUAGCAAAGCGGGGUGAAGACUACAUCACCAGACACAUGCCCAGCAUGCACAAGGAGCACCAAGCCAUGGCCACCACAGAGGCACAGACUGAGUACAUCAAGCAAGCCAUCAAACUAGAGGAUGUCGCCAUGCACAUAUACAGGGUCAAAAAGAAAAAGAAGGAAAAUCCAGCCAGUACUCUCCUGGGAGUCUGCCAGAGAGGCAUCCAAGUCUACCAGAUUUCAGAUGAUGAACAGAACCUACAAUUCAGUUAUUCCUGGAAUGGACUCGGAAGGCUAAAGUUCAAGAGAAAGCGAAUAGAAUUGCAACCUGAUGGAGCGCCCUCUUUCAGGAAGCUAGUGUACUACACAGAUAGUUAUAACAGGUCCAAGUACCUGCUGGAGCUGAUGAAGGGAACACACCAGUUCCACCUCAGGAUGAAGCCUAGACUGGACCAGAUCAGGAAGAUGGAGGCACAAGCUGAUAAGAGGAAGUACCGUGAGUCCUACAUCUACAGCACGGAGCUGGAGUGGGAAAAUGGCGUGACUGUUGAGCUGUCCAGCUUCGAGGCCUUUGCCAAGCAGUUCACAGGGAAUUCCCUUGUCAGGAGAAAACGUGGGACCUCCCAGUCCAGUAAGGGAAGCUCCAACACAUCUGGCAUCUGCAGCGACCUCAAGCCAAAGCUGUCUGAUGGGGAAGCAUCUGAGAAGUUAAGUGAGAAGCCGGAUGAAGAGCAGAAGUCAGCCAACCACAAGAGUGCUGAACAGGACACACUUGACCACAAAUCUUCAGAAGAUCCCACCACACAACCCGAGGAUAGGGACAGGGCAGACCAUGUAGUAGAGGUUUCUGCCGAGGUGCUACAGUCCUUACCACAGACCAUUCCCCAGGAGCAUGAACCCAGGAAGAAUGUUCUCCAUGUGCGUGACAUGGACCACAUUCAGCACUACAUGUUAACUCCUGUGGAGAGCUCCAUCCUGCUGGAGGAGGCGGCAGAAAAGCCUCAUGAAGAGCCCGUCACCACGAGGGACCUGACACCUUACACCACUAUCUUACUUCCUGAACUAGACUGCAGUAGUGAGGAGAUACAGACCAGCUCAGCACAUAUUCAGAAAAAUUCCAGUCCAGCAUCAUCCCAACACAUGACAGAUAAGAAGGACACAGCCGAGACGGAGGUCCAUAGCCAGGCACAGAUGUUAGACACAGACGAGAGUCUUCAGGAAACCCCACCACCUUUCAUGGACUCCCCACCACCCAACCCUAUGGUCUCCAUGCUGUCUUCUGACAAUAGGGAGGUCAUCACCAACACGCCUCCCAUCAGUGACAUGCAGCCUGUGUUCUUCUCUCCAACUCACUCACCCUUGCCCAUCAACUCCGUCAGUCCAGACACACAACUGACAUCGCCAGAGAAAAGGCACAGUUGUACCAUGAACUCGUCCUUCCUUGUAGAUAUCAAGGCGUCUCCUGUAGACAGUUCAGACCUGUUGUAUCAGACGGCUUUUACUGACCUUAGUGAGCUCGGUUCUGGUGACUCCGAUGGAGGCCAAAAAUCAUGGACUUCCCCAUAUUCCAUAAGGGUGUAAAGUAAAUAGCAACAUCUUGGUGUCAUGGCUUUGUACUUAUGAAGCUGUUCACAGUUUUAAUACUAUUCCUUUCACAUUGAUGAAGUGUAAAGUAACUGCACUGGGAUUAUAUCCAGGAAGAAAUGUGUAUGCUGACUUUUAAGGAGAUGCUUCAUUGUGUUGUUUUUGCCAUUUCAGAUAUAACAUAGAGAACAUCCUGACAUCCCUAAGAAUAUUGCAAUAGCAUUGAGUAUCAGAUGGUUGGAACUUCCUUGUACUUAAGAAAUGUCUGAGGAGCAUUAACUUCAAACCAUUGUUGUCACUGUUAUUCCAUAUCUUUGUGCCAAGUCACAGGAGUUAUUGCUAUCAAAUUGUCACCAGUUUUUGUUGUCAUAGCAGCUAUAGCCUAACUGGUAUGUACAUAGUGGUGCUGCAAUUCAUGUUGUCACACCUACCAAGCAAUUCAUGUUGUGUUACUGAUGAUACCUCAACAGUAUUACUAAUACCCAGGGUAAAUUUCUAUUAUCUGCUGAAACUGAAUGAAGAAACCUUUUCUCCUAGUAUGUAAUUGAUGUUGGAAGUCAGAAAAGGUUUCUUGAUUUAAGUUGACUCUUUUACAUGGUAAAACCUUCUUUGUCUUGUAAAAGAAUUGUUAGGUAGCAUUAAAGUACAAAUACAGUAUUUGAUUCUUAUAUUCUUUUAAAGCAGAUAGUCUGAUUGACUCGAACAGACUUAUCCAGUGGUGCUACAAUGCAUGUUGUUGUCAUUUACCAAGCAAUUCAUCUCAUUUCACAAGCCAUACCUCAUGUUGCUUACAAUGUACAGUCAUGUGUCAAUAUUGAAGGCGUGCUCAGAAUAGAUUAUUGACCUGUCAAUUUCUCUGGAAAAGAAUUUGACUGUGAAGUUAGCCAUUGAGAAUUCAGAGUUGUUUUGUCCUGUAGGACUAUGCUUCCAUGUUAGACGAGUUGACAAAGUAGCAAUGUUACAUAAUUACACAGAUAAACUGGAGAGUAAGGAGGGUUUUUUUGACAGUACAGUAUUGUUAGCUGUAAAUUGACUUGGCUGUUUUCAGUGUUAUAGCUACCUAAUCAAGGAGUUUCAGUUCUCUAAUUGUCUCAUGCGAGCCACCAAGCAGAAUUGUCAUCUUGAAUUCUUUAGCUCUCCCACUAGCUAUAGGUGAACUUCAUCAUGAAACCUUUUCAUUGCCUUAUAUCUUUUUACUUUUAAUCACAGCAGAAAAGGUUUCAAGAUGAAGGGAAUGUUUCUUUCUUAGGUUUUUGACCAAGUUUUGAAGAAACCCUGUGAAAGACUAGAUGGGUGAUCCUUCGUAUGCAGCCUACUGUUAUGAGUCAGAUUUCUUCUCAGCAGUCUUACUACGUGAAAAACAUGACCAGUCAUGUUCCUUUGCCAAGCAAAAACAAUGUAAAUAGUUUUCAGUACGAAGCUCAGGAUGAAGUGUCUUCCAGGCUUUGCUAUUUCAACCAACCGCCAGUAAUAUUUCAAAUUUUGUCUACACCAAAAUCUGCCAGUCAUAUUUCUUCCUUUCAUUUCUUUUGUACAAGAUAAGCUUGCCAGUGUAUUUACCCUCAUGAGGAUGUUACCUAUGAAUGAAGAAGAGUUUUACAUUUGUGUAUAUAUUAUAUAUAUGGGGUGAGGUCACUUGUGUUUGAAAACCAGGGGUUUUAGUCCCCAAAUCUUUACUUACCUGUAAAUUAUGUACAGUUCGUGGUGCUAUAUUAUUAUAGAUCGAGUGUGCAACCAAACAUUAUGUGCAAUUUAUUAAAGGUUGCUGUUUUUGUAUUACAUAGUGAGCACUGGUGUUUAGUUAAAGGUUUAUCUUAAACUUCCAUUCUUGUUUGUUCUAUUAUGCCACCAAGAAGACUAUUUGAGUUACAUUUUAUCCACAUAUUUCUUUGUACUUUGUAUACCUACAAAUAAAUAUUUUCAUAUUAUCCAGAUACAAAGGUA